CCAAACCAAUCCACAUCGCACGAGGAGCAAAGCCUAUCUCCUCCAGCCGCGGCCACGCGGCGCAAACUCGCCGGCGCCAUCGCCUUCCGCCUCCACCUCCUCCUCCGGCGACUCCAAUGGACCUCGCACGCGCGUUUGCCGCCCUGCCCGCUCCUCGACUCCUCCCUGCCCCGCUCACACGGGCUCGCUGCCAUGGACCUCAGCCAUCCACCCCGGCGCCGGCGGCGGCAGCAGGUGGUAUGUUGGAUAGAAGGAGACUACUGUUGAUUCCUGCAAUCAGUAUCACCAUUGGCUCCUUCCAGUAUGCUUUCGAGAAGGGGGCAGCAAAAGCUGAGUUUGCUGAUAUGCCUGCGCUUCGUGGGAAGGAUUAUGGAAAGACGAAGAUGCGGUACCCUGAUUACACUGAAACACAAUCAGGCCUUCAGUACAAGGACUUGAGGGUUGGUGAUGGCCCUUCUCCAAAGGAAGGGGAAACGGUAGUGGUUGACUGGGAUGGCUACACAAUUGGAUACUAUGGUCGCAUAUUUGAAGCUCGAAACAAGACCAAAGGUGGCUCCUUUGAGGGUGGUGAUAAAGACUUCUUCAAAUUUAGGCUUGGAUCAGGACAGGUCAUACCAGCUUUUGAGGAGGCUAUAUCAGGCAUGGCUCCAGGUGGAGUUAGGAGAAUAAUAGUACCACCGGAUCUCGGAUACCCUGACAAUGACUAUAACAAGUUGGGUCCAAAACCAACGACAUUCUCGGGACAAAGAGCUCUGGAUUUUGUUUUGAGGAAUCAAGGGUUAAUAGAUAAAACUCUCCUGUUUGACAUUGAGCUUUUGAAGAUAAUACCAAGUCAAUAGUGCAUGCAUAUGAGUAAAAUGGCAGAAGCAUGCAUUUUUCAGGGCAAUGUUGAUGACCAUUUGGAGGAAAAUAUUCAAAUUUUGGACGUCGUACCAGUACCAGUUGACAUAUGUAAAUAUAUAUGCCAUCAAUUUGAAUGCGCACAAAAUUUUCUAAGCACAUAAGUAUUGUAUGUCAAAUGCUUGUUGUACAGAACUGACACCAUGGACGAAUUCAUUACGACAGUAAUUAUUCAAACCAUAUUGAUAUGAUAUCAGCCACUCAGCCACUUAUAUACAUCACUGCCACAAACAAAGUUUCUCUUAAUUGGGA
Messenger RNA from Oryza brachyantha (malo sina), 1152 nucleotides. RefSeq names its product peptidyl-prolyl cis-trans isomerase FKBP19, chloroplastic. Gene Ontology annotation, molecular function: peptidyl-prolyl cis-trans isomerase activity. Gene Ontology annotation, cellular component: chloroplast; thylakoid. Bases 117 to 839 code for a protein of 240 amino acids. Lineage: Eukaryota; Viridiplantae; Streptophyta; Magnoliopsida; Poales; Poaceae. The record is from RefSeq and is a predicted model, not a curated record. The transcript has 10 exons.